Colletotrichum spaethianum is the source of this 2247-nucleotide messenger RNA. RefSeq names its product amidase chyE. Lineage: Eukaryota; Fungi; Ascomycota; Sordariomycetes; Glomerellales; Glomerellaceae. Bases 1 to 2247 code for a protein of 748 amino acids. Gene Ontology annotation, cellular component: cytosol. The record is from RefSeq and is a predicted model, not a curated record. Gene Ontology annotation, molecular function: asparagine synthase (glutamine-hydrolyzing) activity. The transcript is spliced from 3 exons.
AUGUGCGGUAUUACAGCGAGUAUCGCCCUUCCCCGUGCAGCUGUUGUCAAUCAACAUGUAAACGGGUAUAUUAACGGUCAUUCCAACGGGAAUGUCAAUGGGCACGUCAGCGGCAACAUUGCUUGUGAAAAUUACAGUCACAAUGACGCGCCUGCUGCAGGUCAUACCAACGGCUCAACACUUGAAAAGCUUCGGAACCAGCUUCAUGAUUCCCUCCGGAGAAUCGAACACCGGGGACCGGAUGAGUCCGGCAUCUGGGUCAGUCGGGAAGGCAGCGUAGGCCUAGGUCACUGCCGACUCUCGAUCAACGACCUUUCGCCAAGUGGAUCACAGCCUCUCACCAGCGACGACGGACAGAUCCAUGCUAUUGUCAAUGGCGAGAUUUACGAUCAUGACCGCCUGCGCAAGCUUUGUGCGACCGAGCACAACUACAACUUCCAAGGAGAGAGCGACAGUGAGCUUGUUUUAGCAUUGUACAAGAUCUAUGGCGCACCGGCCUUCUUUGAGCAUCUUCGCGGCGAGUUUGCAUUUGUUCUGUAUGACUCUCGGCCCGGAAGCAAGCGGAUCAUCGCCUGCCGCGACAGAUUCGGUAUCAAGCCGCUGUUUUGGACGAAAAUCCAGGGCAGACUUCUUCUGGCGGCGGAGAACAAGGCGUUUCUGGCCAUGGGCUGGGAGCCUGAAUGGGAUGUCCCCGCGAUGAUCGAUGGUGGGUGGAUGAUGGACGAUCGGACGAUUUUUAAAGGCGUGAAGAAGAUUUUGCCCGGACACUGGAUGGAAGUCACGGAUGACCGUGGAAUUGAGCUGCACAAGUAUUGGGAUGCUGAGUAUGAAGACAAGACCAAAGUCGAGACUCGCACUAUUGAGGAAAUGGUUCUUGGAGUGCGCGAGCGCCUUGUCGAGUCCAUUCGCCUCAGACUUCGCGCCGACGUGCCCGUUGGGAUCUACCUCUCAGGCGGUAUUGACUCCUCCGCCGUGGCGGGCAUCGUCACGGAACUAGCCAGGAAAAAUCACGUCAAGAUUGGCAACGAAACCGCCACGCAAGUCACCUGCUUCAGUGUGCGGUUUCCGCAGGAGACCGGCUAUGACGAGUCCAGCAUCGCGGACCGCACGGCGAAAUGGCUGGGCGUUGAGACCAUCAAGAAAGACGUUACGGAAGAAUCCCUUGCCAAUGACUUUGCCGACACGGCGUUCCACUGCGAGCACCACCACUUUGACCUCAACAGCGUUGCGAAAUUCGCCUUGUCGACCUUGCCCCACGAGCACGGAGUCAAAGUCGUGCUAACUGGCGAAGGGUCCGACGAGCACUUUGCCGGAUACCCCUACUUCCCGUGUGAAUUCCUCCGCGAGCCGGACCUGUCGCAGCCGGACUCUCUCUUAGCCAGAAACCACAAGCUAAGGAAAGAAAUGCAGCAGGCCGCGAGCACUGAGAUGAACGCCAUCUGGCGAGCCAUCGGAGCCGACGUGUAUGAAAGCACGGCCGACAGUGCCAACCUCUUGGCCGACGUCAACGGCAAUACGAUGCCUCAGAAUCUCCUCUCCUGGCACCCGUCCAUGGGAUUGUUUGCCCCAUGGGUGCACGAUCGAUACAAAUUCAAGCUUGACUGUCGACGGACAGUCAUGGCUGCGCACUCGACCGAUGUUCGAGACAAGAUGCGAGAGCGCUGGCACCCGCUCCAUACGGCUCAGUACAUGUGGAACAAGAGCUCUUUGGCCAACGUGCUGCUGUCCUGCCUCGGCGACCGUACCGAGAUGGCUCACAGCGUCGAGGCAAGAACACCUUUCCUCGACCACCACCUGACCGACUAUGUCAACGCCUUGCCCCCCAGCGUCAAGCUCGCCUAUGCGGUGCCGGAAGAGAACGGUGCCGGCGAGGGCGGCAAGGACGACGUGCUCUGGAAGAGCGCCGGUUCGGCCUUGCGCUCUAUGACCGAGAAGUGGAUCUUGCGCGAGGCGGCCCGCCCGUACAUCACCGAAGAGCUUUACCUGCGCAAGAAGCAUCCGUUCCUGGCGCCCACGAAGUGGCCACGGGAUGGUCCACUGCACUGCAUGUUUCGGAGCCUCUUGACUCGCAGUGCCGUAGAUGCUCUUGGCUUCGUGGACCACGCAGUUGUCGAGGACGCGCUUGAACGAGCUUUCGGCGAUGCUGCCGACGCGAAAUCGUUCCGAGUGCUCUGCUAUGUCGGCUCUUGGGUAACCCUGGCGCAGAGGUUUGGCGUCAAGAAGGCUUCUGUUGGGGAUUGGGCCUGA